ACUAACAAUUACAUGGGGAACUUUGCAGCGGAGGAACAUUGCUGCCCUGGAGGCGGAGAUUCGGUGCUGGAAGGGGAAGGCUGUGGAGGAGGAGGAGGAGGAGGAGGAGGAGCAGCAGCAGCAGCAGCAGCAGGAGGCGUAGCAGGGGAGGGAGGAGGAGGAGGAGGAGGAGGAGGAGGAGGAGGAGGAGGAGGAGGAGGAGGAGGAGGAGGAGGAGGAGGAGGAGGAGGAGGAGGAGGAGGAGGAGGAGGAGGGGGAAGGAGAGGAGGGGGAGGAGAGGAGGGGGAGGAGAGGAGGGGGAGGAGGAGGGGGGAGGAGAGGAGGGGGAGGAGGAGGAGGGGAAGGAGAGGAGGGGGGAGGAGAGGAGGGGGAGGAGGAGGAGGAGGUAGAGAAGGGCGAGGUGCAGCGAGAUGCUGUCCUAUAUGACUAUGACAAUGAUGAGGAUUAU
Molecule: messenger RNA, 448 nt
Organism: Closterium sp. NIES-67
Lineage: Eukaryota; Viridiplantae; Streptophyta; Zygnematophyceae; Desmidiales; Closteriaceae
Source: the annotation of a GenBank genome assembly